This is a messenger RNA of Myzus persicae (green peach aphid), 1138 nucleotides long. RefSeq names its product acyl-protein thioesterase 1-like. Gene Ontology annotation, cellular component: cytoplasm. Bases 374 to 1033 code for a protein of 219 amino acids. Gene Ontology annotation, molecular function: palmitoyl-(protein) hydrolase activity; carboxylic ester hydrolase activity. NCBI's taxonomy places the organism in Eukaryota, Metazoa, Arthropoda, Insecta, Hemiptera, Aphididae. The record is from RefSeq and is a predicted model, not a curated record. Gene Ontology annotation, biological process: protein depalmitoylation. The transcript has 6 exons.
AAAAGAUAAGGAAAGUGGUAGCGGUAACAAUUAUUACCUUCUGUGUAACGGCAACUCGUUCAAACCAAGAUUAGGGACCGGGGAUAAAUAACAGCCACGGAACAUCGGACUGGGACGUCAGUCAUCUUUCAGAAACGAAACACGCUGUGCAGCAUCACACGGCAACCCAUCCACAGUUCUGCAACAGCUGGACACACAUUGUCGUCGAGAUAGUGGUCUUCACCCGCACCCUUGUAGCAACGCUCUCUCGACAACAGUCCGUUUUCGACUGCGUACACCCCAUUAUUGAUAUUAUAAAUCGCCGUUUGUCGUCGAUAUAAUAAUAUCAUAUUAUAUUAUUUCAAAGGAACGAAAACCGCGGAAUUAGAAGAAAAUGGCCGAAGACUCCUUCAUCGUAUCACCCACUAGAAAACACACUGGCACCAUCAUAUUCUUGCACGGACUCGGCGAAAAUGGAGAAAACUGGAAGCUGGUGCUCUCCAAAAUGGUCAAGCCCAAUAUCAAAGUGAUCUGCCUUAACGCGCCGAAAAUUCCACUUACACUAAACAAGGGUUUCCCUACGGCUGCGUGGUUUGACCUGGCGUCGCUAGACGAGAACAAGAUGGAAGACGAGUCAAGCAUCUUGCGAGCCGUAGACAAGCUGCACGACAUCAUCGACGAGGAGAUCGCUUCGUCCAAAGUGUCAGCCACCAAGACCAUGUUGGCAGGUUUCUCUCAAGGUGGCGCCCUUGCAAUGUAUGCCGCACUCACCUACCACAAACGGCUAGCCGCCGUCUGUGUCAUGUCCAGCUGGCCGGUGAUCCGGCAUACCAUGCCCGAUGCGGCCAUCAACAACACCAACACACCAACGUUGCAGUGCCACGGAACCGAAGACCCUGUCAUUUUCUACAAAUGGGGUUUAAUUUUGUCCGAAGCCCUCAAGGAGAUGAACCCGAACAAGUACGAAUUUAAGGCGUACGAGGGUUUGGGCCACGCCGUCAACGACCAGGAAUUACAAGAUGUCAAAAAUUUUAUCAACAAAAUAUUCCCGUAAUCGAAUGGAUAUAUUAUUAAACAGGAAAAUUUAUGUAGAAUGAAUUUAUAGUUCAAAAACGUCUGCGUAUAUUAUGCACAAUAUACAUAAUUUAUAUUAGUUGUA